AUGAACCUAAGUCCUAGUCCUAGCCGCGGAUUGGCAGCUCUUCCGUCAAACGCCGAGGCGAUUCAAACAGCUGAGUAUUGGGACGCUGAUCUGUCAGAACCAUUCAAUGAAUUUAAAAGGCUAGCAUUAACAACUCCGGUGCUCAAGAACGUCUUGAGGAAUUUGGAUGAGGACUUGGACGUCAUCAAAAUGAAUUGGACUACUGAGAUGGCCGCGGUCAAAGAUGAAGACGAGCGUCCAGGUCUCAUGUUGGACGUCUUCAAAGAUUGGUGCGCUAUUAAGCCUCGGGCAGAUAAGGAGCUCGGUCCUUGGUUUGUGGCAAACCUGAAGCCAUCAUACACGCCCGAGGAGUUCUCCACGUGGGCUUUGAUCCGAGCCAGUGCCUCAUUCAAGUGCUGGUACCGGCACAAGCCGAAGCUGCUGUGGCGUAUGUUUGGCAUACAGUUACAGUCCAUCAAGUCAAUGGCUUCGCGUGGUGAAAUUCCUGUCGCCGUGGUACCGAGUAUGUAUGCGGCUCUGAGGCCUGACAGCAAAUUCAUCAGUCGGGCCGUUGCCCGAAUGAAGGAGGGAUUGAAGUAUCCCGGGGUUGGAAUUGAUGAUGAUAUCGCAGAGGACGCGUAA
Molecule: messenger RNA, 621 nt
Organism: Colletotrichum costaricense
Lineage: Eukaryota; Fungi; Ascomycota; Sordariomycetes; Glomerellales; Glomerellaceae
Product: RNA-directed RNA polymerase
Exons: 1
Coding region: 1-621 (206 amino acids)
Source: RefSeq, a predicted model, not a curated record